Messenger RNA from Pseudo-nitzschia multistriata, 2018 nucleotides. The record is from the annotation of a GenBank genome assembly. Lineage: Eukaryota; Bacillariophyta; Bacillariophyceae; Bacillariales; Bacillariaceae.
AAUAGAGCACGCUGCUUGCUAGUUUGAGAGAAGAAGGCUCGUACAUCGCUUUAUCUCUGCAUCGCUUUUGUACUUGGAAUUCAGACUCUAUUCGAUACUGCGGUACACACUCUUGUUGCGAUACCGUAAUAGAUAAUAAUUGGCGAUGCCGAGUAUGGUGACUGCCGACUCGGUUUUCCCCGAUUCAACAUCUUCGCAAAGCAAUAGCAACAGAGAGGCUCUCGAAUCCGCAGCUGUCGUCGGUGUAUCUAAUAGCAGUAGUAGUGUUGGCAGAAACGACAAUACAGAUGACCAGGUAGAUCAAGAUAAACUAGUAUUGUGGCAAGGGAUUGCAUUGUUGACUGCGGACUGUAUGGGCGUUGGCAUACUGGGAUUGCCAAAUGAAAUCAAAGUCCUGGGUUGGGCGGCUGGAUUGACCUUUCUGGUGGUCAACUGCCCCAUUAAUUUCUACGCGGGUAACUUGCUUUCGGUGCUGGCCUUGAAACUGGAGGCAGAUGACGGAACUGAACGUAACGGGACGGAUGUCUGCACCGACGCAAUGGAAGUGGAGCUUGCGGCAACGGCGAACAGCGCCGCGACAGGAGAUUCAAAUGUAAGAACUAUUCGAAAGAGAUUUUCAAAUAAGAAACAGUCCUAUCAGGGAUUGCCGCAGCAGCAUCGACAACUGGAUACAGGUGUAGCCGUCGUCCAGGAAAGCAUCUUCGACGAGGAAGAAGAUGUCGUGAUCAUCGAAAAUCACGACGAACCCAAACAUGAUGGCGAGGACGCGGAAUUUUCGGAAGGCUCAUUCCAAGACGAAAUGACCCCGCACGAUGGCGAAGUUGACUCAGAAACUGCAGCAGCUGGUGCUAUAUGGAUCCACACAAGCAACAGAGAUAACGACAAACAAACAUCGGACCUCAUUAAUAUCACAGCUGCCUUGUUUUCACCCGACAACACUCUCGCUGCUCGCACCUACACAGCCCUCGUCAAGAUUCUGUAUUACGUUAACUUGUUUUUGGUGUUGGGGGACUACAUACUCGUCAUGAGCCGAUCCGUUGCGGCAUUCAUUGGCGAGGAUAUUCUCUGUCUUCCUACAGCGGGAGCAAUUGCCAGUAUACUGAUGUUUGGUCUCUGCCAGUUUCGAACCAUGGCCAACCUGGGCCGUUCUGUUUCACUGGCCUCUCUGUUGGCACUUCUUAUAGUAAUUAUCCAAUGCCUCUUUCACCAUCGGCGCAAAAGCAGCACGGAGAACUACGCCACAGAUGUUCCGGAGACGCGAAGCCUGCUACAAGACGACGAGGGCAACGAGGAUGAUGAUGGCAUAUGGGGGAAGUUUUCGUCUCURGCCGGAAUCGGCUUUGCCGUAGGAUCGCAAAAACUCUUUUUGAACAUCCGCCACGAGCUCAAGCAUCGCGACGARGCUUCCAGGGUCCUCGCAGGAUCCUUGUUCACCUAUGGCUCGGCCUAUGUCKUGGUUGUGCUGUUGGCCGGGCCGGACCCUCCCUCGUUUCUGUUCGAUUCCAUUCCCGAUGGYUGGGGGAGAAAGAUGGCUGGGUUGCUUUUGUGGUUUCACGUGGCAGUGAGCUAUGCCAUCAACAGCCAGGCGCUCUGUGCCUCGUUGGAUCACUCUCURACGGMAGGAUCGUCGGUCCGAGGAACAUCGAUGCUSCCCUGGUUGGGCAAUCGCCGCCCCGCCGUUCGCUGGUUCGGCAUCACUCUAGUAGUUUCGCUUUCUUCUUACACUGUUUCGAAUGCGAUUCCCUUCUUCAAGGAUUUAGUCGCACUGAUUGGGGCUUUGACCAGCGUGCCACUAUCUUUGACACUUCCAGCAAUUUUGAAUCGAAAGUCAAAAAACAUUGCUCUCUUGCUGCCUGAUCGCUCUUGUCUUUCCACACGUUCCUAUUUUCUUCUGAUAUACUCAUUCAUAUUCUUGUCCAUCGGCCUUAUUGGAGCCUUGUCCGAGAUCGAAGAAGACUGGUUGAUUCAGGGGAAGCCAUUUGCUUGUCACUAGUAAUCAAUAGAAAAGAAUAAGGACU